Messenger RNA from Sphaeramia orbicularis (orbiculate cardinalfish), 2478 nucleotides. RefSeq names its product calcium channel, voltage-dependent, gamma subunit 6b (gene cacng6b). The record is from RefSeq and is a predicted model, not a curated record. NCBI's taxonomy places the organism in Eukaryota, Metazoa, Chordata, Actinopteri, Kurtiformes, Apogonidae. The transcript is spliced from 5 exons. Gene Ontology annotation, molecular function: calcium channel regulator activity. Gene Ontology annotation, cellular component: membrane; L-type voltage-gated calcium channel complex. Bases 839 to 1636 code for a protein of 265 amino acids. Gene Ontology annotation, biological process: regulation of calcium ion transmembrane transport via high voltage-gated calcium channel.
ACAUGUUUAAUCAGCAGCAGUAUUAACCAACCAGGCUGCAGCCCCCUCCCCUGUUACAGUCACUUUCCAUAACCCUUGUGUACCUCCCUCCUCUCUCUCUCUCUCUGUUACUCACUCCCUCACCAACUCUCCCAUCACCAACUCUCCCUCUCUAUUAAGUUUCAAGCGCCUCUUCCUCCUGAACUGAACAACACACACCAAACAGGUCAGACUUACUCUUAUUUUCACUAAAGUGCAUUGGUGAGUUUUUGCUUUCGUCCUGCCACACAGUUUGCUGUGAGUUCACAUUUUCACAACUGCAGAUGUUUGCCACAUAAAAUGCACCAGUGUGUACACACAUAUCUUCUGGUCAACAGCUACAGAACUUAGGGCAGUGCACCGCAGUUUUUUUUUCUGCAACCUCAACACAGGCAUGGGUCCGGGCUUUGGAUGGGACGUUAUUUUAAAAAGGACUGUACGGAAAACAGACACUGGCUCUCCUGGUCCUUGCCUCCAUCAAUCCCCAUUUUAUUAUCACCUUAUUUCAGCUGCCCUCUUUAAAUUGUUCUAUUUAUAUAUCACUCUGACCAAUUUCAGGGUCCAGCCCACUUGUUUGAUUUCAUUCUUUCUUUAUUUUUCUUUUGCUUAAAUUAAUCUGUCACAGAAUAUUCUGUAAACUAGAGGUGUCUCCACUCCACUUUUUCAAAACACUUUUAAUCUCUUAACCUAACUUUUUUCCCUUAAAUUUUUUUUUUUUUUUUCCUUUCCUGAUUUAACCUCUAAUCUGCUAAUCUAAUUCAUAUCCUGAGCUUCCAUUCUGUUUUUUUGUCCUCUUUAGCCUCAGUUACAUUAGAUCAAUAUGUGGUCCAAUUUCUUUGUACAGCAGGAUGAGGAGGGUCGCAUUGGGGUGGCAGGGGCAGGCCAAGGUGGAGGUUUGGGUGGGAAGAAAGGUGGUAGGGGUCAGAGGCGAAGCCAGAAGAUGAGCGACAGCCAGGAGGGCAAGAUCAAGCUGGCCUUCUUCAUAUCUAUCAUUGGUGUGACCCUGACGGUGUUGGGCAUGGGAACAGAGUUUUGGGUGGAACUGUCCCAAUCAAAGAAUUUCAGUGGGAACCAGACCUGCCAGAUGGCCCAUUAUGGUCUGUGGAAGGGCUGCAUCCGUACCCUGUGGGUGGCAGACAUAGACCCAGAGAGGACAAGCUGUGGCCCUGCUGAACUACCUGGAGAAUCCAACUGCACUUACUUCAAAUUCUUCACCUCUGGGGAGAAUGCAGUCAUAUUCAAGAAGACGACAAACAAGAAUCUGAAUCUAGCUGCAGCUGUCUUGGCCCUGAUGAGUCUCACCAUGAUGGUGAUGGGCUCUAUCUGUAUCGCCAUGUCUCUCAGCAAAGGAGUGCCCUUUUUCCUUAAGCCAGCUUCUUUCUGUUUUAUCCUAUCAGGCGUACUGGUGCUUCUUUCUAUCCUUCUGUUCCACCAGUCAGUACUGGCUCUACUGUCCAGUGACCACUCCAUACCUUUACAUCAUGAGCUCUCCUGGUCUGUGGCCUGUGUGGGCUCAGCAGGAGCCAUCCUUAUCUUUGGAGGUGUUCUCUUCAUCCUUCUCUCUCUACCUUACAGCCCCUGGCAGAAAUGCUUCCCGCACAAGAAUAGCGCUACCUAGCACUUACAAAAAAAAAAGCAUGCUUUUAAUGUUGUGUUUAAGAACGAAUGAGGAGGUCCAUUUUGUGAAGGCUGUAGCUUUACUUGUUCUCUGCAUUUCGUUUGUUGUUGAACUGUCAUUAGGUCUUAAAAAUAUAGAAAAAGAAUAAAAUAUAAACAACAUCUAAAAGGACCCCCUGCAGGGGGAAAUUUAGCUUAAAAUGAUUAUACUGUAAAUUAGUCAAGAAUAAUGAAAUGUCAGUGUUACUGCCAACUGAAUAUUUGAUUUUUAGCUCUGAGUUGUCUUUAUUUACACAAGCCUGCCUGUAGCUCUACAACCGCACAUAAAUCACACUAAAUCUAUCUUAUGUUGAGGCAAAUGAAAUGCUUUGCCACAUUAUUAUUUACUUUCUUCUUAAAUCACUUUAUAAUCUGGUUUCUUUCCACAAAUAUUACAAGUUUUUAUCACUUAAUACUUGAUUAACCAGUUUUACGCAUUAUUUAUUUUUAUGUGUUUUGCAAAUAUUGUGUGAAUGCUGCUUCUUUAUCUCAGAUGAAUGUAUGUUGAACAAAUGAAAGUAACUGUGAGAAGAGAUUUUAUAUAAUGGACUCACUUUUUAAGCUCACCUCUGUACAUAAAUUGUAUGUGUUAAUAUUUUAUGAAUGGUCACUGUUUUGUAGUGUUGUCUCCAGUCACUUUAUUUGAAACUAUGUAUACAGUUAAUUCACUUUGUCAUAGGAUGCUCACUUAAUAUCUCUACCAGGAAAUGCUAUUCAGUGAAUAAAUACUGUGCUCAUUUCUACCCGGAUAACUGUACAAUUUGUGGCAACAGUUUUGCUUACUAUUAAAGGGAUUUGACAUUA